AUGGACUUCACUGGCAUUGGGAUUCUUAUAGUAGUCACCUUAGAAACUACCUACGCUGGAUACGCGCGUCACAUUUUCAACGAAAAUAAUAAGAAUCAAGAACCAAGUUUACAAAAAGAGGUCAGCUUCCUGGAAGGCAGUGAUUUCAAAAAACUACAGUUAUUCCGGAAUAAUGAGCCAAUGAUUCACAAAAAUAAUAAAAAAGCAUUGAAAUACACAAUGGCUUAUUUCAAAGGUAGUGUAGAUGGGCUGAAAGGCAAUUAUCCGAUAGAGCCAUAUAAUGAUGACCAAGGUAAUCAAAAGAACCAGAUGUACCAAAACACCGAGCAAAAUUAUGAACUCAUACCCUCGACAUUGAUGAACAAGAAGAGCUCUGAAACAACAGUUGACUACAAAUACAAUGCGAACCAGAGAUCUGAGUUCCAAAGCAUCGGACCACCAGUGGAUUCCUACAAUAUAAAUCCUAAUUCUCAGAGAAUUGAAGUGCUCCAAACACCCGAUUUUAUCCCCAAGAAGACACUAGGAGACUAUACCAAACCAUUGGAUGGAAACCAGUAUAACCAGGGAGCUUACUGGCUCCCAAGUAACCAACCAUCAGACACAUACGUGCAAAGUUUUCGGGAAACCAUGGAUGAUGCAUCGCAGAAUGAUAAUUGGUACCAAAACCCACAAGCCUUGGUGAGACUUAUGGAACAAAUGAAAACCGACAACUCUGGACAUCAAGACGAUUACAUAUCCACGAAACUAUUCAGGCAGACCGAGUCCAAGAAAGAAGAAGAUUCGAGCGUUCUGGAGAACUCCGGUACCGAAUACGAUCAGUUCAAGAGCUCCAAGCCCAAGUACGACCAGGAGCCAAAGUACGACCAGGAGCCCAAGGACUACCAGGAGCCCAAGUACUACCAGGAGCACACGAAAACCAUCGAACAUACCAAGCCGUACCAUAUACAGGUGGUGAAGAAAACCGGGGUACCCGAACCGCACCUCGUCAAAAUCGCGGUACCGCAGGUCAUCAAACUGAAGGCGCCUGCUCCUUACGCGGUGCACGUUCCAGUGCCGGUACCGGUGGCGGUACCCAUCUACAAGCUGGUGCCACAGGUGGUGGAGAAGAGGAUCCCCAUCGAGGUGGAGAAGCUGGUGCCCAUGUACGUGGAUAAGCCCUAUAAUGUCACCAUGGAGAAGCACUAUCCGGUGUAUGUGGACAGGCCCUACCCUGUUAAUGUGACCAUUUAUAAGCACGUUUAUAGGAAAAACAAGCAUUCAUAUAGUGGAUUUGUCAAGGAGCAUCAUCCUCAUCGCUAUCGGCAUUGGGACUGA
This is a messenger RNA of Phaedon cochleariae (mustard beetle), 1314 nucleotides long. The record is from the annotation of a GenBank genome assembly. NCBI's taxonomy places the organism in Eukaryota, Metazoa, Arthropoda, Insecta, Coleoptera, Chrysomelidae.